Penaeus indicus is the source of this 579-nucleotide messenger RNA. RefSeq lists its product as uncharacterized. Bases 1 to 579 code for a protein of 192 amino acids. Lineage: Eukaryota; Metazoa; Arthropoda; Malacostraca; Decapoda; Penaeidae. The transcript has 2 exons. The record is from RefSeq and is a predicted model, not a curated record.
AUGUCUGUGGGCAAAGCCCUUUCACCACACUGUCAAAUAUGGCGGUGCCCCAUGAAGCGGGAUAAAAAGAUCCCUGCUAUUGUGUCACCUCAAGUCCCUGCUAUUGUGUCACCUCAAGUCCCUACUAUAGUGUCACCUCAAGUCCCUGCUAUUGUGUCACCUCAAGUCCCUACUAUAGUGUCACCUCAAGUCCCUGCUAUUGUGUCACCUCAAGUCCCUGCUAUUGUGUCACCUCAAGUCCCUGCUAUUGUGUCACCUCAAGUCCCUGCUAUUGUGUCACCUCAAGUCCCUGCUAUUGGGUCACUUCAAGUCCCUGCUAUUGUGUCACCUCAAGUCCCUGUUAUUGUGUCACCUCAAGUCCCUGCUAUAGUGUCACCUCAAGUCCCUGCUAUGGUGUCACCUCAUGUCCCUGCUAUUGUGUCACCUCAAGUCCCUGUUAUUGUGUCACCUCAAGUCCCUGCUAUUGGGUCACCUCAAGUCCCUGCUAUUGGGUCACCUCAAGUCCCUGCUAUUGUGUCACCUCAAGUCCCUGCUAUAGUGUCACCUCAAGUCCCCUUCAUUUUUUGUAAGAAUAGUUAG